CAUCUCUCUGACAGCAUUAUGAAGGAACAACACCGGUGUCCCCUUUACACUUCCUUUCAGAGGCUGCUGUUACUCCUAGUGUCGCUGUGUCUCUCCCCCUCCUGCUCUGGGAGGACCUGGGCUCAGAGGAAACUACCCUGUGAUGUCAUCUCUCUCAACCAUUCACUGGCCUACGACUGCUCGUGCAGGAAGCUACUCCAGGUACCCCACGAUAUCAGCUGGAAUGCCACAGAGCUCGACCUGUCCUCCAACCAAAUCAAGACACUCUCCAGCUCCUCGUUCUGGAACCUCCAGAAUCUGACUCUGCUAGACCUUAGCUAUAACUUCAACCCCCAGGAACAUCCAUUGAAGAUAGAGGACCAAACAUUCUCCAUGCUGGAUCAGCUGGAGGCACUGCUCCUUGACGGUAAUGGCCUUUGCACAGUGCCGAGGGGCCUUCCUUCUGGGUUGCAGAUUUUGUUUCUGAGGUACAAUGACAUCAGGACUGUAACACCGGAAGACUUCAGGGAUAUUCUACGAAUUAAAGUCAUCCAUUUAAGUGACAACUGCCAAGGGAGUGUCUGUAGUGGGACCCUGGAUAUUGCAAACCACACUUUUUCCAGCCUCACUAACCUGACAAACCUGACACUGUCUUUUAACAGACUGAAAGUAAUCCCUAAUUUUCUCCCCGCAUCCCUCCAGCUGCUCAAACUCGAACGGAACCUAAUCACCCACAUUCAACAGCAUGACCUGAGUGCACUCACUAAUCUGAGCGCUCUAGACCUUUCGGGUAACUGUCCUGUGUGUUCUAACACCCCGUUCCUCUGCGUUCCCUGUAAUACACCCAACGGGGCACUACAGAUCCACCCAGAUGCCUUCAGGAGCCUCUCCCAGCUGCAGGAGCUGAGCCUAUCAGGAAACUCCCUAGAGCACCUACAAACAUCCUGGUUUGAGAACCUCACCAACUUACACUACCUGUACCUCUCAUUUAAUCGUCUGGUUGGGGAGAUAGCCAAUGGGGACUUCCUCUCUGUGCUACCUUUCGUAGAAGUGAUGGACUUGUCUUACAAUAAUGCUGGACAAAAUUCCCACAACUUGACCCUCUCAAAGAAUUUUUCCAAACUGGCAUCUCUGAAGACAUUACACCUAGAAAACUAUGUUUUUUCAGCUCUUUACAAAAAUCACUUGGAACCACUUUACUGUUUAGCUAAUCUGUCUGUCCUCAAUUUGGGAACCAACUUCAUCUAUUGGACAGACCUUUCACUUUUUGAAAAGUUCCACAAUUUAUCCAGUGUUGGCCUCUCAGAGAACAGUCUGACUUUCCUGUCCAAGAGGGUAGAUGCCUUGUUUGUGAAUGGGUAUGGCUGGGGCUAUGAGCCAGAUAUAGACAGGUACGGGCCUUUCAUACACAAGGAUAAAUUCUACCGUCGCCAUUUGCCUAACAUUAAACCAGAGUGUCUUGCGUACGGUCCAGUGCUCGACCUCAGCAAAAACAACAUCUUCCACAUAAACCCUGAUAUGCUGCAGGGCCUGAACAACACAGCUUGUCUCAACCUGUCAUCUAACUUCAUUGGAGACAUGUUCAACGGCAGUGAGUUUGUACAUUUCUCCAAGCUGAAGUACUUGGAUCUAUCCCAGAAUAAAGUCUACCUGCGCUAUGAGCAUGCAUUCAGUGAACUGACAGCACUGGAGGUGUUGGACUUGAGUUAUAAUAAACAUUACUUUCUGGUGGCAGGGCUAAACCACAGUUUAGCGUUCCUAGAACACCUGGAAUCUCUGAAGGUUCUGAACUUGAGCUGGAAUGAGAUCAGCACCCUCACUGAUAAAAUCAUGUCAAGCAGCUCCCUGCAAGAAUUGAACUUCCAGGGCAACCGCCUGGACAUCAUGUGGAACGAGGGUCAGGACUUUAAUCAUCUUUUCAGAGAACUUAAUAACCUGACGUCCCUGGAUCUGUCAUACAACCAGCUCCGCCACAUCCCAUCUGAGGUAUACCACAACUUCCCCAAGGCCCUGAGACACUUGACUCUGAGUAAAAACGGACUUGAGGACUUUAACUGGACGAUGCUCACACAACUGCCACAUCUGGAGGAGCUGGACUUGAGUAAGAACCACCUGGAGCAGGUGGCCUUAACCGUCUCCACUCUUAACAGUUCACUGAGGCUGCUGGACCUGAGCCAUAACAGGAUUUCCCAGCUAGCGCCUGGUUUCCUCAGCGGCGCCAGGAGCCUGUAUGUGCUGAACCUCAGCUUCAACCUGCUGGAGCUCAUCAACCAGACAACGUUUGAAACAGGAGCUGAGAACCACCUCCAGCAGCUGUCACUACAGGGGAACCCGAUCCACUGCACCUGUGACUUGCUGGAGUUCCAACUGUGGAUGAGGAGCAAUGAGGUGGAGAUCCCUCUGCUGGCCAGCGGGGUGACGUGUGACAUGCCCAUGGAGAGGAAGGGCAGGUCUGUGCUGAGUUACGACAUAGAGGAAUGCGUGAAGGAUGACAACGCAAUGGCCUUUUGCAUCCUCACGUUGUUACUCGUUGUUCACGUUCUGUUGGUAUCUCUCACAGCACACCUCUUUUACUGGGACCUGUCCUAUAUCCUUGACUACUGUGGGGCCAAGCUGAAGCACCAAUGUCUCUUACAGCACACAGCCUGUGUCUACGAUGCCUUCGUCAUGUAUGACACCACAGACCCGCUGGCCUCUGAUUGGGUGUUGAACCACCUUAGGGUGGAACUAGAGGAGCGCGGAGAGAGGGUUCGCCCACUCUGCCUGGAGGAGCGUGAUUGGAUGCCAGGGGUGCCUAUCAUGGAUAACCUUUCCAAUAGCGUGCGACAGAGCAGGAAAACGGUGUUUGUGCUGACAGAGGGCUUCCUGUCGCGUGGUGUGGUUAAAAUGGCCGCCCUGCUGGUGCAGCAGCGGCUGGUGGAGGAGGGUGUGGAUGCCAUGGUGUUGCUGCUGCUGCAGCCCCAGGUUCUGCGACGCUCACGCAUCCUCCACCUGCGCAGACGGCUCUGCAGGCGCAGUGUUCUGGAGUGGCCAGCAACUGCCUGUCCGGCUGCCCAGCGCUGGUUCUGGCACAACCUGAAGAGAGCCAUACGGAAAGAUCAGCGAGCCACACACGCAUCACUACACGGCACAUACUUCACUGGGCGGUGAACUCAAGGACAUGAAAGGAACUGACCAAAAACAGGAAACCGAUCAAAAACAUGGCUGAGUUUACUUACCCUCAGCUUAAAGGUCUCCAAUUCCUACUCUGCAGUGUUCUAGAAUCAGUUCCUAGAGACAUGACUGUGUAGUUCCCCUUCACACACACACACACACACACAGACUUGCACACACACACACACACGCACACACACCUACACAAUAUAGCCUAUUGUAGCGGCUGCAUGGUUUUCUGUACAAUCCAUAAUAGAAUAUUAGGCCUUGAUUUCUGUUUCUCCUGUGAAGGAUUAUAUUAUCAAUGCUCACAUUAGCUUCUCUGUGAAAAUGCCUGCCUCAUCUACAGUACAAUAUAGUAAAUAAUGUGACUCUGUUUACUGUUGAUGUACGUGACCUCAUCUAUACCUGGUAAGAAAACAGUAUUAUGAUCCUAUUUUGGCUACAUUCAGAUGUUUUUGACAGGUGUAAACCAGUCUACCGAUACGUUAAUAAACUUAGUUACAAUGGUUUCCUAUGGGAGGACAAUCUUACUGAUCUCAACCACUGGGUGGCAGAGUAACUCCUGAUUCAUUUGUUCAGGACUGGCAUGAUGUACACACCACUAGUUCCAUAUCAGUGGCUUCUCCUACAGUAUCACCCGACUCUGGAAGGCAGUGUUCUCCAUCCCUGGUCCUAGAGACCCACAGGGUGUGCAGGCUUGAGCGAGUCAUACUUUACAAAGUGUAUCAAUAUCAGAAUGAUUUAUUAUCACCAAAAGAAAAGACCUGUGCCAUUCACUUUGAACUGGACUGUGUUUACAGUCGCGGUACUGAGUAGAUACGCUUGUUUUGAGAGCUGUGUGUAGCCACGGGUGCUCAUGUGUUCAUAUCCUUUGCUAGUUAGUGAGUUAUAAAGCCAGUUAUAGAUCAUUUGUUGCCAGCAAUGGGGGGAGGGAUUAUUUCCUACAAGAUCACAAAACGUGUACAUUUCUAGACAUAAAGACAGGCUUGAAUAAGCUAAGUAGCCAAUAGGCAGAGGGUAGCAUCAUUUGUCUGAUUCUCUGUGAUAAUGACAUGGGAAUAAUAACACCAUUUAUUUUGUAAAGUGGUUUCUUGCCUCAAACAACACAACAACAUUUUCUGAUUAAUGAAGGAUUUUAAAAAAAAACGUGUCUGGACCAAAGAAACAGAAGUUCUACAAGACGACUCACUGCUCUCUGUACGUUAAAACAAACCUGCAGAAAUGCAGAUGGCGCAGACAGACAUGGCAGCUCUGCUUCUAACUCCUAAGCAACUUUGCAAUAAUGUUAGAAUUUUUUUUGUGUGUUAUACAAGCAUUUCGCUACACCCGCAAUAACAUCUGCUAAAUAUGUGUAUGCGACCAAUAUUUUGGGGAUUUGAUUUGACAAGCAUACACAGUACACACGUAUAUGAUCUUUGAUAUAAAUACAUACUCUUCGUUAUACACAUACAGAAGACACAUACACAUACAUUUGUAUAUAUCUCUGUAGAAAUCUUUACUUAAAAACCUUGUUAUUAUAACUGGCAACAUAGUCCUGGAGGCUAGUGUGUCCCUGUGCUGAUCUUGUACAGGUAUCCAGGUGUCCAGGUAUCCAGGUAUCCAGGUGUCCAGGUAUCCAGGUAUCCAGGUGUCCAGGUAUCCAGGUGUCCAGGUAUCCAGGUGUCCAGUCGGAGGAAAGAACACACGUCUCCAGAAGGGAAUCUUUCUAUUUUAACAAUCCAGACUGUGUUAUGUUAUACCAUCACCUACUUUAGGUCUAUGGCCCCUGACAGUGCCUUGUGUCAAUUUAGAACGGUUGACUAAAUCAGGCAGUGGUUCCCAAUUCUCUCCUUAGGGACCCCCAGCUGUUCCAGAGGUAAUUCACUUGAUUCAAUUUGCCAAUCAACAAAAUAACACUGUGGAAUUUUAACAAUAUAAUAUGACUGACAAGAAAAAAAAUUUGAAACCCUGAGAAAUGUUCUUUAUAGAACCAUUCUCUGCAAAGGUUAUAUAAAGAACCAUUAAAAAAGGGUACUAUAUAACCCCAAAAAAGGUUGUAACCAUAGCGGAACCCUUUUUGGUGCUGUAUAUAACCUUUUUAAAUGGUUCUUUAUACAAUAGAACCUUAGGUUUCUUUAUAGCACCAUACAGGUUCCAUUUAGAACCUUAUGAGCAUGGUUCUUUAUUGAACCUUCAAAAAGGGUGCUAUAUAGGACCAAAACGGGUUCCGCUGUGUUUACAACCCAAGAACCCCUAUCUGGUACUAUUUAGAACACAUUUUGUUGUGUGUAUAACUAGGUUUCCAUUCAAUUGGCAACAUAUUUUCAUGUGAAUAUAAAAAAAGACACGAUCUUCAGUUUCUUGGCAAUUUCUCGCAUGGAAUAGCCUUCAUUUCUCAGAACAAGAGAAGACUGAAAAGACUUUCAGAAGAAAGUUCUUUGUUUCUGGCCAUUUUGAGCCUGUAAUCGAACCCACAAAUGCUGAUGCUCCAGAUACACAACUCUUCUAAAGAAGACCCGUUUUAUAGCUUUUAAGAACAACAGUUUUCAGCUGUGCUAACACAAUUGCAGAAAUGUUUUCUAAUGAUCAAUUAUCCUUUUAAAAUGCUAAACAUUAGCGAACACAACGUGCCAUUGGAAAACAGUACUGAUGGUUGCUUAUAAUGGGCCUCUGUACGCCUAUGUAGAUAUUCCAUAAGAAAUCUGCCAUUUCCGGCUACAAUAGUAAUUUACAACAUUAACAAGGACAUUUCUAAGUGACCCCAAACUUUUGAAUGGUAGUGUACAUAUGAGAUGAAUAAUGUAAUAUAUGCAAACAUUAUUAAAGUGGCAUUAUUUAAA
Molecule: messenger RNA, 5954 nt
Organism: Oncorhynchus nerka (sockeye salmon)
Lineage: Eukaryota; Metazoa; Chordata; Actinopteri; Salmoniformes; Salmonidae
Product: toll-like receptor 8
Exons: 2
Coding region: 19-3129 (1036 amino acids)
Biological process (GO): toll-like receptor signaling pathway; defense response to virus; positive regulation of interleukin-6 production
Cellular component (GO): plasma membrane
Molecular function (GO): pattern recognition receptor activity; protein binding
Source: RefSeq, a predicted model, not a curated record